AGAGAGAGAGAGAGAGAGAGAGAGAGAGAGAGCAAUGGAUUACUCCUCGAUGCUUCCAUGGACUUUGAUAGUGUUGGCAUGCAUUCAUGUUCUCUUACUUGUAAGAAAGAGAGUAUCUUCAAAAGGCAAGCUCCCACCAGGUCCCUUCCCACUUCCCAUUGUAGGAAACCUCCUCAAACUCAGCAGCAAAGCCAACGAGUCAUUCGCUCAGCUCGCCAAGACAUAUGGCCCACUAAUGACACUUAAGCUUGGCUCCGUAACUACAAUUGUGGUUUCAUCAUCGAUCAUGGCCAAAGAGGUCCUUCAGAAGAAUGCUCAAUCCUUCGCCGGUCGAACUACUCCUGCUGCCUUCGAUGGAGUUAGAUCCUACAGGUCAUCCUCUAUCGCAGGGCCACCGCCGACCACGCAUUGGAAAAAGAUACGGACGAUAUGCAACACACAAAUGUUCACAUCGGCAAGGCUAACAGCCAACCAAGGCCUUCGACGCAAUAAAGUACAAGAUCUAGUAUCUUACGUACAUGAGCAUAGCCUAGCAGGACAACCGGUCGAUAUUGGCCAAGCCACCUUCACAGCUUCGCUCAACUUGAUAUAUAAUACUGUCUUCUCUGUUGAUUUGGUUGAUCCCAAUUCCGAUUCUGCACAAGAAUUCAAGGAUAUAGUGUGGGAAAUUAUGAAAGAAAGUGGAAGCCCGAAUCUUUCAGAUUUUUUCCCAGUUCUAAGGCCGAUCGAUCCACAAAGCAUCAGACGUCGCACGACUGCUUAUGUAAAUAAAUUAUUUACGAUCUUCGACCGAAUGAUUGCCGAACGAAGAUUAUCUAGAUCUACCUCAUCUGAUUUUCAUAGAAGAAAUGACUUCCUCGAUGUCCUUCUCGAUCAGGAGGAUGACGUCGAAUUUGCCAACCAUGAUAUGAAGCCGUUGCUUUUGGAUCUAUUUAUUGCUGGAAGUGAGACAAGCUCAACUACCGUAGAAUGGGCCAUGGCGGAGUUGCUCCGAAACCCAGAUUGCAUGGAGAAGGCUCGAUUGGAACUCAUGAAGACAAUUGGCUCAGGAAAACAAGUGGAAGAGUCAGACACUGCCCAUCUCCCAUAUCUACAAGCCAUCGUGAAGGAGACCUUGCGUUUGCAUCCACCAGUUCCACUCAUUUUUCGCGAAACUACAACCGAUGUGGAAAUAAGUGGUUUUGCCAUACCCAAGAACACUACGGUUAUUGUGAAUGUGUGGGCUAUAGGGAGAGAUCCCGACAUUUGGAAAGACCCAUCUUCCUUCUUGCCAGAAAGGUUCUUGGGCAGUGACAUUGACUUCAAAGGUCAAGAUUUCGAGUUUAUACCGUUUGGAUCAGGCCGGAGGAUUUGCCCAGGCUUGCCACUUGCAUUUAGGACUGUCCAUCUAAUGUUGGCCUCUCUUCUCCAUUCGUUCAACUGGAAACUUCCCAAUGGAAUGAUGCCAUCCGAUAUGGACAUGAGCUCUAAGUUCGGCAUCACCAUGCAAUUAGCUUCCCCUCUUCGAGCUAUCCCUAUGUUAGAUGGCUAACAUUGCCUAGAUUAGCAAGUCUUGUUUCAUUUCUGUUUGUCACCACAUUUGUGGUUAAGUACAUGAAAUUUGGACCAUAAAUCUUAUAACCUUUUGUUCAACUUUGAUUCUGCACCUUUGAUUUGGGUUAUAUUUUCUUGUAGGCAGUGAUUCUAAAGCCCUACAACUAGUAGGGAGCAACUUAUAUGAUAGAGGGAAUCUGUCAUGCUGGUUUGAUUAUGUGUCCAAUACAAUGAGUUUCGUUGUUGAA
Messenger RNA from Magnolia sinica, 1781 nucleotides. RefSeq names its product geraniol 8-hydroxylase-like. NCBI's taxonomy places the organism in Eukaryota, Viridiplantae, Streptophyta, Magnoliopsida, Magnoliales, Magnoliaceae. The record is from RefSeq and is a predicted model, not a curated record. Gene Ontology annotation, molecular function: iron ion binding; oxidoreductase activity, acting on paired donors, with incorporation or reduction of molecular oxygen; monooxygenase activity. The transcript is spliced from 2 exons. The coding region runs from base 35 to 1531 and encodes 498 amino acids.